GAUUGGAUGAUGGUCGGGAUGAAUCAGGUGAUCGUGUUUUGAAGAGCAGAGAAGAGAAUCAGAGGCGAUUCAAAACGCACGACACAACCUGUUUGUUUUAUGCGUAACAGUUUCAGUAUCAAUACUUGGUGACGGAAGAUGAAGAAUUGGUCGAAGGAGGGUUGGAGGUGGCUGUCAAAGAUUGCUGUUGAUUUUUCCGGAAACAAUGAAUGUAAUCCCGUGAUCGUAACUCGUGGAUUCGGAAGUGCGGUUAGCGUCGAUCCUCAUUAUCAGUUGACGAGGGAUUUCCUCGCAAAGCUUUGGGUUGAUGAUAAAAAAAUGAGAAACCUCAGAGGGAGGAAAUUAGGUAAACACGGUGACCCGAGGUGGUUUUCCGCUUCGUCUGGUGUCGCCAGGAGCGGUAAACGACGUGCCGUUUUGAAGCAACCCCCUAUCAGUCAAUCUGUCACUGACUUUUUCGAUCCACACUCUCCCCAAGAGGCCAAGGUAGCACCGCUGCUUGCCAGGUCCAACUUGCUAAUUACCAGAGAUAUCGAGUGGGCAAAUCUUGUAUUAGGAUUUGAACAGGAAAAUCGUUAUGCCAUUGUAGAUGCGUGCUACCCUCAGUCGCCUGUAGGUUUUAUUCGUGAACAGAGCAACGUCAUUACCAGACAGUUACUCCGUCUAAGGCGGCCUUUUGUUGCAUACAUAACUGAUGCCUUGGGGAAUGAGCUCUUUAGGGUUCGCAGACCCUUUUGGUGGAUAACAAGCUCAAUUUUUGCAGAAAUUGAUGGUAAGGAAGUUGGAGUAGUUCACAGGCGAUGGCAUCUCUGGAGGAGAAUCUACGAUUUGUACCUGGGGAAUAAGCAAUUUGCUGUGGUAGAGAAUCCUGGCUUAUGGAAUUGGACAUUCACAUUGAAAGAUAUUAAUGGUGAGGUGCUUGCUCAAAUAGAUCGUGAUUGGAGGGGUUUUGGCUUUGAGAUUUUGACUGAUGCUGGUCAGUAUGUGAUUCGAUUUGGGUGUUCUGAUCCCAGCUCCAAGAUUGGCCUUGCUUCUGCAAUUGAAGACCUGGAAGUCAAUCGCUCACUGACACUUGCGGAGAGAGCUGUAACCGUAGCUCUUGCUAUAUCACUAGAUAACGACUACUUCCAAGAGUCAAGACACGGAGGCUGGGGACUACCCUUCCUUGUUGCCGAAGAGUAAAAUUGAUUUGAUCUGGUUAUCUACUGCCAGCGUAGUCCCUGAAGGCAUUCUCUACCAAGUAAUUUUUAAAAUUGAAGGUGUUCUAAGCUAAUACCAAUGUUGACUCCGUUCCCAUACUCUUGAUAGCUGGUAGUGGAUCCAUUUAUUCAUGUAAUAAUUAAAAUUUUAACUGUUGAUUCCUUUUUAUCCUAUGUUAUUGCUUUUUUUAUU
Messenger RNA from Cajanus cajan (pigeon pea), 1392 nucleotides. NCBI's taxonomy places the organism in Eukaryota, Viridiplantae, Streptophyta, Magnoliopsida, Fabales, Fabaceae. The record is from RefSeq and is a predicted model, not a curated record.